AUGUUUUCCAUCGAUGUUGUCCUGCUGGGCUUCAUCGCUUCGACCACAGUUGCGCUCUACGUCUUUAACAGUCGGAAGACUGCACGGCACAAGCUACCACCCGGCCCGUCAGGCAUACCUUUCUUUGGCAAUAUAUUUCAAGUGAAUGUUCUGAAGCCAUAUCCUCAGUUUCGUCAAUGGGCCUUGGAGCAUGGAGAUAUAUUUUAUCUCCGCUUAGGGCCGCAGAAUGUCAUCGUGCUCAAUACGCCUGAGGCAGCGAAUGAACUUCUCGUCAAGCGUAGCAGCAACUAUUCCAGCCGGGCAUCUCCUCAUGUCGCUCAGGAUUUAGUGAGUGAUGGACAGCGCAUGGUGUUCCUACCCUUCGCGAAGGAGUGGAAGACAGUUCGCAAGAGUCUGCAGUCAGCAAUAGGAUUCACUCCUUCGAAGGCAUACCGUCGCAUUCAAGAACUAGAGUCACGGGCGUUCAUGUACGACCUGCUCAAUCAUGGUGACCAGAGCAUCGUAGAGAAACAUCACCAAGGUCCUAAUGGCGAGGUGCCAGAGCGCCAUUGGUUUGGUGUGAUCAGGCGUUUUACUACUAGUGUAGUAAUCAACGUGGCAUAUGGUCAACGUGCUCAUCACCUCUAUAAUAAUCCGUAUUUGCACAAGAUAUAUGAUGUCAUGGUCAACUUUACCCAAGUCGCGCAACCCGGGAACUACUUUGCGGACGCGUUCCCCAUCCUACGCAAACUUCCUGACUUCCUAGCUCCCUGGAGGAUAGAGGGUCGCAAGAUGCACCAAUGGGAAAUGGAUCUGUGGGGCAAGUAUUUUGAUGAAGGCAAGGCCGCCACGGAGCAAGGCAUCAACCGUCACGGUUUCAUCAAUCAGUAUCUUCGCGCACGCAUGGAUGCUGGUGUCGAGAACGCACCCGGGAACGGACUAACUGACAAGGGUUGGAUGCGCGACAAAAUGAUCGCAUAUACAGGGGCUACUAUCCUCGAGGCGGGAUCAGAUACGACGGCGAGCACAAUGCAAUCAUUCGUGCUGUUAAUGCUCACCUAUCCCCAUGUCCUGGAACGCGCACGGGAGGAGAUAGAUAGCCUAGUGGGCAUGGAACGCAUGCCAGAUUUUGAUGAUAUGGAUCGAUUGCCGUACUUCGUUGCUUGUUUGAAGGAAACCUUCAGACGCCGUCCAGCCAUCAUCAUGGGAGUACCACACAAGGCUGAGGAAGAUGAUGUCUACGAUGGGUACCUCAUCCCAAAGGGCUCUACUGUGUUCGGGAAUGUAUGGGCGAUUCAUAUGGAUCCAGAUCGCUUCCCCAACCCGACCGCCUUCACCCCCGAGCGGUACUAUGAGAAAGAUAAAUCACCUCGUUGGGCAAGUGGGCCUGAUUCUAAUGGCCGCGACCAUUUCGUCUUCGGCUGGGGACGGCGCUUCUGCCAGGGCAGCUACAUUGCAGAAGCAUCUCUGUUCAUUGCACUGUCUCGCUUGGUCUGGGGCAUGGACUUCUACGCCCCGACGGAUCCUACGACAGGCAAGCCCAAAAUCCCUGACAUCGAUGACGAAGCCGGCACGUGGACCGAGGGUUUCGUGACCGGGCCCAAAAUGUAUGAUGUAGGAUUCAAACCGCGGACCGAUAAGCAUGCGCAGGUCAUGCGAAAAUACUUCGAGGAUGCGCAGCUGGAGUGGCAGAUGAUGGGCAUGCCUGGAGACGAGCGUUGA
Messenger RNA from Laetiporus sulphureus 93-53, 1701 nucleotides. RefSeq names its product cytochrome P450. The coding region runs from base 1 to 1701 and encodes 566 amino acids. The record is from RefSeq and is a predicted model, not a curated record. The transcript has 9 exons. Lineage: Eukaryota; Fungi; Basidiomycota; Agaricomycetes; Polyporales; Laetiporaceae. Gene Ontology annotation, molecular function: monooxygenase activity; iron ion binding; heme binding.